This is a messenger RNA of Rotaria sp. Silwood2, 1952 nucleotides long. Lineage: Eukaryota; Metazoa; Rotifera; Eurotatoria; Philodinida; Philodinidae. The record is from the annotation of a GenBank genome assembly.
AUGACUCGUCGCAUUCGCGCAAAAAUUUCAACGGGAACUUACUUUGAACUAACAGAAUGGAUGAAGCAGUAUACAGCUCAUUUUGGCAACUUUUAUCGUAAUGCAUUGAUGAACCUUGCGUUGGGAGAAAUUCAUAAUAUACCUCGAAGUUGGCUUCUAGCUUUCAAACAUGCUUACAAGGGCGACAUGACCUUCUACAUAAAUUUUGCAUUAGGAAUGAGUGCUCAUAUUGGGCGUGAUCUAGGCAUUACAUUAAGCGAACUUGAUCCACUUGGGAUGAAUGCAACAGCUAAAAAGUCCGAUAGUCAGAAAGUCAAUAAUAUAAUUCACAACUGUUCACUUGAAUUGAUAACAGCGUUGACUGACUUUUAUGCACCUGUUCUAAACUUGACCAACUGGAAAACACUUUUAUAUUUGACUUUGGACACAUUCACAGAUGUACUUCGUGGUAUUGCAUGGAACAAUGCUGUUUUUAUUGCAAGCUAUCCGGUGGCAAACAAAACUGCAAUACGUAUUAUGGAUGCUGAUGCAUGGAUCUUGGGUGAAACUCUCGUGGCUCUUGCGCCUCUCUUCAGAGCCUUAAGGCAAUAUGAACGUUCAUUUCCUUUCGAACAUUUCUGCACAGUCGUACCAUGGGGCUGCGCAGGUAAUAAUGACUAAUAAAAGAUUCUUGAAAUUUAUAUAUUUUCUGCAAACACAAAGAUAACAUACAAUGCAUUUCAUUUACUUGUUUCUUCAAAUUAUUUAAAAGAGACACACUAUAUCCGAAACUCCAGUCAUGCUUCACGAUAUCCAUCUUGUGGGUGUGGGUGGAGAAAUCUACUGAAAACAGACCGAUCUAUUUGGUGCAGAAACAAAUGUGUUCAAUCUGCUUGUCCCAACUCUUGCAUUUCACCAAUCGCCUAAGUCUAACUUUGAUGAAUUGAAUAAAGGAUUAAUCAUUGCCCUGUCUAAAAGAAAUGAAUAGCUCUGUUCGACGACGCGUCUCGUAGCAUUAAUUGAGAUGUAGACACUUAUCAGGGCUCGACGUCGAUAUUAAGAGAGCGCCCAUGAGUCCAUCGAGGACUGUCUCAGGGACCAUGCCCCGUCAAGGUUUCUUUUGAUUUGACAUCAGAAUCAGUGAAGUGAGAAAUUUAUAACCUGAAAGUUUUAUCGGAUUUGGUUGGACUAGUGGAAAGUGAGAUCUAUCGAACUUGUCAGUAUCCAUCAACUUUUAUGAAAAAUUUGUGUAAAACACCAUCCGAUCAAUUGGAAGUCGAUCACGCGGCAGUGUAUCAAUGAAAAUUUCAACGCAAUAUAUCACGAGAUAGAGCAUCGAAAGCCGAACAAAACUAGCUAGUCUGACAUUAUAUUUCAUCCACUGGUUAGGCUUCAUAUAUCCUACACUGUCCAAAAUUAUUCGUAUUUUGCGGUAAAGAAUGCUCAAGUUUUACGCUGUAUCGUUUGUUGUAGAGUUAGGUUAAAGAGUUUCACGCUUAUUUUCACAUAUGUUGUACAUCUUUUUCUGUUCUACAAAAUGAUCAGAUCUCCGAAAACAAAUCUGGCAAUUGUGUACAGAAAUGGCCUACACUACUGAUCUAUGAAGCUGUGCUUAAAGAGGAGGAUGUAGGUGUGGAUCUUCUUUUCGUAAAAAUCCACAUCCACACCCACACGCUUAGAAUGAGUUUUCCUUUCACAAUAUCAGUAUCUGAUAAAAUUAUUUGUGCUCUCUGAAGAACUAUAAAUGUACAUGUAUUUCAUCAUGAUGGCUACACGACAUUUUUUCUAUAUAUAAACAUUACAAAGAAAAUUUGACUGUACAGCAGCUAAUGGUAAAACUACAAUAAUAGAUCUAAAGGGUGAUCCAUAAGUCUUGGGCCCUCUCAGAAAAAAUUGUUGUUUUCUAUUUAUUACCAAUUCAAAAAAGCUCAAAAUUGGAUAUAUGAUCCCUUGUAACAUGGUGAAUAUUAUCC